AUGCUAUAUGGUUCCGAGUGUUGGGCAGCGAAAAAGAUCCACGAAAAUAUACUGCACGUAAACGAAAUGAAAAUGCUGCGAUGGUCAGCCGGCGUAACAAGGCUCGAUAGGAUACGCAACGAAUACGUCAGAGGCUCCUUCAAAGUUGUACCCAUAGGGGAUAAGCUGGUGGAGAGACGAAUGCGUUGGUUUGGCCAUGUUAUGAGAAGGGACGAAGAGUACCCAGUGAAAAAGGCCUUGGCUAUCCCGGAAGAGAGAAGAGAACGAGGGCGCCCGCUAGCUACGUGGUGGACAACCGUAGCCAAAGAUCUGGAACGGGCACAGCUGAACACAGAGACAACCCAGGACAGGUGGUCCUGGCGUCUAAGGACGAGGAGAGCCGACCCCAAAUGA
Molecule: messenger RNA, 393 nt
Organism: Cydia pomonella (codling moth)
Lineage: Eukaryota; Metazoa; Arthropoda; Insecta; Lepidoptera; Tortricidae
Exons: 1
Coding region: 1-393 (130 amino acids)
Source: RefSeq, a predicted model, not a curated record